AUGUUCGCGUCUUCUACACCAACCUCCUCGGGACCCAGCUCCUGGUUCCAGGACGAAGACCUCCUCCUCUCGCCUCAGGACGUCCUCGACUACACCUCUUUCUCCGACGACUCCCACUCGCCCAUCCUCUCCAUGGACUCCUUUUCCUCCGCCAGCCACAGCCCCGACCUCAGCGCCUACUGCUUUCAGGAGUUUGCACCCCUCGACAUGCCCACCUUUCACUCCAGCCCCAUGCCUACCACUGAGCCCACCAACUACUCGGUCAACGACGAGACUCACCGCCAGGCUGCCCUCUUGCACGCCUAUUUGGCUUCCCAGAGCCAAGGCACUCAGGCUCAGGUAUCAAUGCAAUCUCAGUGGACCGUCCCCUCGUCCACCGCCCAGGAAUUGGUCCAUCAUGCCCAGAUGAUGGAACAAACGAACCAGUUAGAGCAGCAGCACCGCAUCGAACAGGAGCGUCUGGAGCAGGAGCAAAAAGAGCAAAGAGAGCAGGAAGAGAGACACCAUGCCCAAUUGAUCCGCCUGGCUGAUGCACAGAACCUUGCUCGCUACCUCGCCCAGGCCCAGAAGGACGUCAAGCAAGAGUCCUCACCUUCGCCCUCGCCCGAGACUGCCAUGGAGCACGACAGCGUCUCUGCCCCUCACUCGCCUUCGCCCUCCUCCUCUUCGGAUGACAAGAGCCCCAUGGGAUCGCCCACUCUUGCCGAGCGAUCGCUCAGCCCCGAGGCGGCUAAGAACACCACCCCCAACUCGUCGUGUACCAAGCGCAACCGCGAGCUCAUCUGCUUCAACUGCAAGGUCACUCAGACUCCCCUUUGGCGUAGGACCCCUGAUCGCAAGCACUCGCUCUGUAAUGCCUGCGGUCUCUACUACAAGCAGUAUGGUGCCCACCGUCCCUUGCACAUUCGCCACAAGCUGCCCACUGUCUUGGCCGAUGUUCGUGCUGGCGCCCUGCCCUAUGCCCGCCCUGUCAACAUGGCCAGUCGUGCUUCGUCCCCUGGAGCCCUGGAGAUUCCCUUUGUGUUUGCCCCCACCUCGGUCGCUAGCGAUUCGUCUGCCUCUUCGUCCGAUAGCGAUUCAGAUUCGAGCUCCGGUUCCCGUCCCCACAACUUGGCCUCCUUGCCCGACCUGGCCAAGAUGUACACCGACGCGUUGAUCCGACCCCCAGUCCAAAAGACAACGCCUCCUCUGAUGACGGCCAAGCAGGGAAUCGAGUGCGCUAACUGCUCUCAGACCCAAACCCCUCUCUGGCGCAAGAACGAUGCCGGCGAGCCCAUUUGCAACGCCUGCGGCCUCUAUGCCAAGCUCCACCACCGCGACCGCCCCGUGACGAUGCGUAAGACCAAGAUUACGCGCCGUCGUCGUGAUUGGGGAGGUAACCUGGCUCAUCAGGCUCAAGCUCAAGCCCAGGCCUUGGCUUUGGUCCAUGCUCAGGCCCAGGCUCAGGCUCUCGACGCCAUCAAGAGUGGAUCUUCCGAGAUGGAGUCUCAGCAGCCUACCGCCGUGUCGAUGAUUGUUGAUGAGAUGGAGCUCCUCGCCAGUGCGGCCCCUGCUCCCAUGCACUUGAGCGAUGAGAGCGAACAGGAUGAUGAUGAUGAGGAGGAAGAAUACGAGCAAGAAGUUCAAGAACCUCAGCCAGAGUCACAACAGGAGGAGAUGAUUGUCGUCACUCCAAUCCCCGUCGCUGCACCAGCACCAGCACCAGCUGCAGCACCUACUGCCCCUCAGACUUUGGCAAACAACAGCAUUUUGGAUGAGAGCAAGUUUUCGGACAUGGUGGGACAGAUGAAUGCCCACCAGAUGAACCGGUUCUUGUCGAUCCUCGAGACCCGGUGUGGAGUAUUGCGUGAGCGUCUGUUGGCCAGCACCGAGGCCACCGCUCAAUCCAGCCUGGACCAUUUGUUCUAA
Messenger RNA from Linnemannia hyalina, 1908 nucleotides. The record is from the annotation of a GenBank genome assembly. Lineage: Eukaryota; Fungi; Mortierellomycota; Mortierellomycetes; Mortierellales; Mortierellaceae.